GUGACUGUGCUCAAUACCAUGGCGGCUCUGUGCUGAGGCAGGAGUUAAACAGCUACUAAGAGUGGUAAUUUGUAUAUCUGCUUCCGCUUUAUGUUGUGCUCAGGAAGACUUUGUCGAUUUGAAGACCUCUACAUUUACCUAUCACUGCUAAGAGAAGAUGAAGUCGGAGGAUGACAAAGGGAAAACAAAAACCAUGUUUCUGUCGCGGGCUCUGGAAAAAAUCUUAUUUGAUAAGGAGGUGAAGCGCAGCCAGCAUGCACAGCUCCGGAAAGCGUGCCUUAUCGCCCUUGGCUGCCUCCCAUGCAAACUUAUAGCAUAUGGCUAUAUUACUGGUAAUGCUCCAGACAGUGGCACACCUGGGAAAAGAUUAAUUGAUAGAAUUGUAGAAACUAUUUGUAAUUGUUUUCUGGGACCACAGACUGAUGAGGAUGUUCAACUCCAAAUAAUAAAGGUUCUGCUGACAGCUGUAACUUCUCCUCAUAUUGAAAUUCAUGAAGGAACAAUCCUGCUCACUGUGCGGACAUGUUACAACAUAUACCUUGCUAGCAAAAACCUUAUCAACCAAACCACUGCCAAGGCAUCAUUGACUCAGAUGCUUAAUGUGAUUUUCACCAAGAUGGAAACCAAGGCUGUGCUGGAAGUGAAACAACUUGAAAAAGAAAGAAAGAAAAAUCUGGCUGCAGCUUUAUCUACAAGUUCUUCUAAAGAAAUAGGAGAUCUUCCAUCUGUGAAGCAGCCAAGAAGUGCUGAAGACUAUAAUGAAGGAAAAGUAAAAAAUGAUUUUGUUGAGAACAGUACUAGAAAGGAGAGUCCAGACCUUGAGGCAUGCAAGGAAGACGCACAGUAUAUAGAGGAAACAUCACGAAAUGCUGGAGCAGAGUGGAUGGUAAUCAAAGAAAGGGAGUCCAUAGUGAGUGAAGUUUUGACUUUAGAAGCUUGGAAAGAUGACAUGGUGCUUCCAACAGAAGGAACAGAGAGUGCACAUGCAAAUGGAAUUGCUGUGAACAGGAUAUCAGUGUUUUCUACUGACAUAAUGGAUCCUGAAGCAAGUCCUUGUCCCCCAGCUGCUCGAUUCUCUCAUAUAUUACAAAAAGACGCAUUCCUUGUCUUUAGAUCACUUUGUAAGCUGUCAAUGAAACCAUUAGCUGAUGGUCCACCAGAUCCAAAGUCUCAUGAACUCCGAUCAAAGAUUGUUUCUCUUCAGCUUCUCCUGUCAAUUCUUCAAAGUGCUGGUCCAGUUUUUAGAACCCAUGAAAUGUUUAUCAAUGGAGUUAAACAGUACUUAUGCGUAGCCUUGUCUAAGAAUGGCGUUUCCUCUGUGCCUUAUGUGUUUGAGCUCUCAUUAGCCAUUUUUCUUACUCUGCUUUCCAAUUUCAAGAUUCAUCUCAAGAUGCAGAUUGAGGUGUUCUUCAGAGAAAUCUUUUUAACAAUACUGGAGACCUCCUCUAGUUCUUUUGAACAGAAAUGGAUGGUUAUUCAGGCAUUGACAAGGAUUUGUGCAGAUGCACAAUGUGUAGUGGAUAUUUAUGUGAACUAUGACUGUGAUUUAAACGCUGCUAAUAUCUUUGAGCGUCUUGUAAAUGACUUGUCAAAAAUUGCUCAAGGCAGAAGUGGACAGGAGCUUGGAAUAUCAUCUAUUCAGGAGUUAAGCUUGAGGAAGAAAGGCCUUGAAUGUUUAGUUUCCAUUUUGAAAUGUAUGGUGGAAUGGAGCAAAGACCUCUAUGUAAAUCCAAAUCUCGAGGCCAGUCUUGGUCAGGAAAAAGUAUCUGAGCAAGAUGUCAAUUAUGGGAAAGUACUGGAUUCACUUAUAAGGCGAGACAGUGUUAACUCCAUGGACUCAACUGUUUCCUCUGGCAUUGGUAGUACAAGCACUCAGGCUUCCCUGGCUGAUGACCCUGAGCAAUGUGAGGUCAUUAAACAGCAGAAGGAAGUAAUAGAACGUGGUAUUGAGUUGUUUAACAAAAAACCAAAGAGAGGAGUGCAGUAUUUACAAGAGCAAGGCAUGCUUGGGGAUACUACAGAGGAUGUUGCGCUGUUUCUUCAACAAGAAGAAAGACUUGAUACAACUCAGGUGGGAGAGUUUCUUGGUGAAAAUAGCAAAUUCAACAGGGAAAUUAUGUAUUCAUAUGUGGAUCGUCUUGAUUUCUGCGGCAAAGACUUUGUUUCAGCUCUGCGGAUUUUCCUGGAGGGCUUUCGUUUGCCUGGAGAAGCCCAAAAAAUAGAUCGUCUGAUGGAGAAAUUUGCUGCAAGAUAUUUAGACUGCAAUCAAGGACAAACACUUUUUGCCAGUGCAGAUACAGCCUAUGUUUUAGCUUACUCAAUAAUUAUGUUGACCACUGAUCUUCACAGCUCACAGGUUAAGAAUAAAAUGAGUAAGGAGCAAUAUAUCAAGAUGAACCGGGGAAUUAAUGACAGCAAGGACCUACCUGAAGAGUACUUGUCUUCUGUCUAUGAUGAAAUAGCUGGAAAGAAAAUUGCAAUGAAAGAAACCAAAGAGUACUCCAUCACACAAAAAUCUAACAAACACAAUGUAGCAAAUGAGAAACAAAGGCGCCUACUCUGUAACCUGGAGAUGGAACAGAUGGCUAAAACAGCCAAAGCUUUGAUGGAGGCAGUUAGCCAUGCACAGGCCCCGUUCACCAGUGCAACACAUCAGGAGCAUGUCAGACCCAUGUUUAAGCUUGCUUGGACCCCACUUUUGGCUGCUUUCAGUGUUGGCCUGCAAGACUGUGACGACCAAGAUGUUGCGGCACUAUGCUUGGAAGGAAUCCGUUGCGCCAUAAGAAUAGCCUGCAUUUUCUGCAUGCAGCUUGAAAGAGAUGCAUAUGUCCAAGCCUUGGCUCGUUUCACUCUACUUACAGCCCGCUCAAGUAUUACAGAGAUGAAACAAAAGAAUAUUGACACAAUCAAAACUCUAAUAACUGUGGCACACACUGACGGAAACUAUUUGGGAAACUCUUGGCAUGAGAUUUUAAAGUGUAUCAGUCAACUGGAAUUGGCUCAACUUAUUGGAACUGGAGUUAAAACCCGCUAUGCAUCUGGUGCCAUAAGAGAAGAGGAAGGCAGUAUCCGUGUUUUCCCACCCAGUGGAGAGGAGUUCAUACCUUUGAAUUUGGGAAUAUUAGUUGGUGGCACAGACAGAAGAAUGGCAAGCAUUCUGGAGUCCGUUGGAGAGACAAGCUCACAGAGCGUUGUAGUUGCAGUGGAUCGAAUAUUUACUGGAUCAACAAGAUUAGAUGGCAAUGCAAUAGUGGACUUCGUGCAUUGGCUCUGCGUGGUCUCAAUGGAUGAACUAGAAUCACUUCAUCAUCCUCGCAUGUUCAGCUUGCAGAAGAUUGUAGAAAUCUCAUAUUACAACAUGAACAGAAUCCGGCUACAGUGGUCUAGGAUCUGGCAAGUAAUUGGAGAUCAUUUCAAUAAGGUUGGCUGUAACCCAAAUGAGGAUGUGGCAAUAUUUGCUGUCGACUCCCUGAGGCAGCUAUCUAUGAAAUUUUUGGAGAAAGGAGAACUUGCAAACUUUCGUUUCCAGAAGGAUUUCCUGAGGCCUUUUGAACAUAUCUUGAAAAAGAACAGGUCUCCAACUAUCCGUGACAUGGUAAUUCAUUGCAUAGCUCAAAUGGUGAAUUCACAGGCUGGCAAUAUCCGCUCUGGCUGGAAAAACAUUUUCUCAGUGUUUCAUCACGCAGCUUCAGAUUAUGAUGAGUCAAUAGUGAAAUUGGCUUUUCAAACUACUGGUCAUAUUGUUGUGAGCAUAUUUCAGAAACAUUUUUCAGCUGCCAUAGAUUCCUUUCAGGAUGCAGUAAAAUGUCUGUCAGAGUUUGCUUGCAAUGCUGGUUUUCCUGAUACAAGUAUGGAAGCAAUACGACUCAUCAAACACUGUGCUAAAUAUGUGUCAGAAAGACCACAGUCUUUGAAGGAGUACACUAGCGAUGAUAUGAAUGUGGCCCCAGGAGACCGAGUAUGGGUUCGUGGAUGGUUUCCUAUUCUCUUUGAGCUGUCUUGCAUCAUUAAUCGUUGCAAACUGGAUGUUCGAACUAGAGGUCUUACAGUUAUGUUUGAGAUAAUGAAGAGUUAUGGCCUCACCUUUAAGAAACAUUGGUGGCAAGAUCUCUUUCGGAUUGUCUUCAGAAUUUUUGACAAUAUGAAACUCCCAGAGCACCAAACUGAGAGGACAGAGUGGAUGAUGACAACAUGCAAUCAUGCACUGUAUGCAAUCUGUGAUGUUUUCACUCAGUUCUAUGAGCCUUUAAAUGAGUUCUUACUGGCAGAUAUCUUUGCACAAAUUCAGUGGUGUGUAAAACAGGAUAAUGAGCAACUUGCAAGAUCAGGCAUAAAUUGUCUUGAAAAUCUCAUAAUUCACAAUGGUAACAAGUUUUGUCCCCUGGUAUGGGAUCAAACCUGCAGCUGUAUGCUGGAGAUCUUCAAAACCACAAUCCCUUAUACACUGCUAACAUGGAGACUAACUUGUCAGGAUGAUGAUGUUCUUGAAAAAUACUCUGAUGUGGAAAUAGAUUGUCAGUCUAUUUACAGUACUGAGAGAAAUCCAUCAGAAAGAGGUUUGAGCCAGCUGUCUAACCAUAGUGAUGAAACCUGGAAAGGAAAAUCCUUUGCAAAUUACAAGCUGUUUGGGAGCCUUCUAAUUAAAUGUGUAGUGCAAUUGGAACUGAUUCAGUCAAUAGACAACAUUGUCUUCUACCCAGCAACCAGCAAAGAAUACGAUGAUGAACAUAUGGCUGCAGCUCAGAAGGAUAUUUUCGAGGCAGAUGUUAACUUUGAUACCGAAAAUCAAGGGAUGUACAAGUACAUGUUCUCUAAACACCUUUUCAAGUUGCUGGACUGCCUUCUUGAGUCACAUUCCUUCGCAAAAGCAUUCAACUCUAAUAAUGAACAGAGAACAGCACUGUGGAGAGCAGGAUUUAAAGGAAAAUCUAAACCCAAUUUAUUGAAGCAAGAAACCAGCAGUCUAGCUUGCUGUCUACGAGUUCUUUUUUCUAUGUACUUAGAUGAAAAUUUAAAGGAUUCCUGGAAUGACAUACAGUCCAGACUGAUCAAUGUAUGCAGGGAAGCUCUUUCCUACUUUAUUUCUCUGACUUCAGAAAGCCAUAGAGAAGCUUGGACAAACAUUCUGAUGCUACUUCUUACAAAAUCCUUAAAACUGAAUGAUUCAAAAUUCAAAAUCCAUGCUUCCAACUACUAUCCCUACAUGUGUGAAAUCAUGCAGUUUGACCUAAUCCCAGAACUCCGUGCUAUAUUGAGAAAGUUUUUCCUGCGCGUCGGCCUUGUAUUUCAGAUAUAUGCUGCUGAGAACCAAAGAAAAGUUGCUGAACCUUAAAACAUAAUGUGUAUGAGAAUCUGCUCAUUUUGAGGAAACUAAUAUAUAUAUAUAUAAUCAACAGAAAGCAGCACUCACAGGAAAGAGGUGGUUUAGUGCAUGCUUAAAAUUGUAUAUAAUAUCUUAUUUUUCUUUGACCUUAAAUAUGUUUAAAGUUUCAAAAUGGUUUGUCAUCAUUUAAAAGGUUUUAGCCUUUGAAAGCAAUUAUAACAAUGUAGUAGAAAUAAAAAUAAGGUAUUAACUUUUUUGUUUAAUCUCUCAUUGUAAGUCAAUUAUACAUUUAUUGCUGUUUCUAUUUACAUACUAAGAUAUGCAUUUAAUUUACAUUCUUGUCUGUCAAUAUUGCUUAUGAUCCCACUUGCUAAAAACUGGCUUCAGGAAAUGAGUGGAUGAAUGGAUAUACAUACAUGUAUAAAUAAAUAGUGCAUUUCAUGUAGUGCAGAUUUAUGCUGCAUAUUUGUGGUUGUAAAUUGGAUAAAUAUUACGUAAUCAUAGUGUAUUGAACAUGGUAAUAUCUCUAAUUUCAUUGUGUAGUAGAUUUAGAGUUUUAUUUAGUCAGAGAAAGACUGUAGGUAAUAAAGUGGAAUUUGAAAUCA
Messenger RNA from Erpetoichthys calabaricus (reedfish), 5928 nucleotides. RefSeq names its product brefeldin A-inhibited guanine nucleotide-exchange protein 2-like. Lineage: Eukaryota; Metazoa; Chordata; Cladistia; Polypteriformes; Polypteridae. The transcript has 38 exons. Gene Ontology annotation, molecular function: guanyl-nucleotide exchange factor activity. Gene Ontology annotation, biological process: regulation of ARF protein signal transduction. Bases 158 to 5332 code for a protein of 1724 amino acids. The record is from RefSeq and is a predicted model, not a curated record.